Vanessa atalanta (red admiral) is the source of this 1880-nucleotide messenger RNA. Its product is annotated as protein PBDC1. The record is from RefSeq and is a predicted model, not a curated record. NCBI's taxonomy places the organism in Eukaryota, Metazoa, Arthropoda, Insecta, Lepidoptera, Nymphalidae. The transcript is spliced from 3 exons. Gene Ontology annotation, cellular component: cytoplasm. The coding region runs from base 167 to 658 and encodes 163 amino acids.
CAGCUGUCGCUGUCUGAUAUACUAAAUCAUGAUUUAAUAACUCUUUCAAUUUGUCUCUACUCUCUAAUCAAGUUAACUUUUUUUUAAAUAAAACUAUAUAUACUCAAUAUUUCGUCGAUAAUUAAAGGUCGUUGUCAAUCUGUUAAAAAUUGUUAUUUAAGUUAUCAUGGAUGUCUUGACUAGGCCCGCUGAAGAAUUUGGUAAUGAUGAGACUCUUGAACAUCUUUGGGCAGCUAGAGCCAUGGAACACAGUGAUAUUUACUUUAAUGUUCUCUGUUCAGUGGAUACCAGAUGGCUUCGCUUAACGCCGCACGACGAUCUUAUAUAUUCUCACUUCAGACAAGAUUUUCCAGAUUUGAACAUAUCCUACAUAAAAGAAGAUGAAAUAAAAAAUAACGUUAACAAAGCCAAAUGGCGUAUGUUUUGCGAAAAAUUUAAAAAUAUAGUGGAAGAUUACAGUUUCGGUACGUUAAUGCGUGCAGACACAAAAGGUGAUUACUCGGAACAAAAUACAAUAUUAGUGCCCCGAGUUCAAUUCUAUGCAGUAGAAAUUGCAAGAAACAGAGAAGGAAUUAACAAUGAAGUUAAGAAAAGAUAUAAAUGCGCUUCCAAAGCUCAUAUGGAGGCUCAAAACAAUGCAAGAGAGAUAGUUGCAUAAAAUGCCAUAGUUUUAACAGUAUCUAAUUAUGAACAAGUAUCUAAGUUAAAAUGUGUAUCGCUACAAUAAUUACUGCCUUAUCAUAAAUACUAAAUCAAUCACCUCAGUGGAAUGUUAUAAAGUGGAACAAUAAAAGCUAAUUAUUUAGUUCUAACGACACUCAGAAAUGAAGUGACUGGAAGCUUAUAAGACAAUAAGUUCAGGUUUAUUAUUAAAUAUUGUUAUAUAUAUUUCAAUUAAAUAAAUAUAUAAAAUAAAGUAGCAAAUUUCAUUGUUUUAUCCUAAAAUAGUGAAAUUUGUUACAUAUAAUAUGUGAGGCACCUAUCUACUUCAUUUAAAAGUAAAAUGUUUUAAGUUUUUAGUUUUUUAUCAUGAUAUAAUUAAUGUUUGUGUCUGUUAAGAAAGGGCUUACUGACAUAUUAGUAUUGGUACCACCCACUAACAAUUUAAACUUGUACUGUACACAGUCAUGUAAAGUAUUGCGUAUGUAGAGCAUAAGAGCUUUAUGAGAAAAAAAAUUGCGACUACAAAUAGUCAAUCAAUUCCUGACAAUGAUUAAUGAAUGAAAUGGCUCAAUUGUCAAUUUUUUGCUGUUUAAUAAAAUCAAUGCAACAUAUCACUAUAUUACAUGAAAAAACAAAAUCCUUAUUCAUUUGCAAUUUUAUGUUGUUGAUGUGUUCAUUAAAUAUAAGCUAUAAAACAGAAUUAGAACAUUGUUUGAAACUCAAUUACAUAAAUAUUCUAUUUGAUACUUAAUAAAAAAGUAACUUUUUUUUUAAUAACAAUUAUAGAAAAUGUUUGUUUUGGAUUUUGUAUAAUUCGAUUAUAAUUAAUAUAUGCUACACUAUUAAUUAUGUAAUUUUUUUAAAUGAUGUCAUUGUAUGAAUGGAAAAACAAAUUAGCUUUUAUUGUGUCUUAUAAACAUAUUUUUUUUUUAACAUUUGUGAUAACUUAAUGGCAGAGACAAUAUCAUCUUAGUCUGCUUACAUUCCGUUUUAACAACAAAAUAAAUACACAUAAUUAUUUAUUAUGUUUAAACAACUUGUAGAAUAAAGCAUUGUUCCAUGUGAUAAUGAAGCUUAAUUCUAGGACAGCUUGCCAGAAAGAAGUAAAUGCAACACAUAUAUAUAAUUAUUCUGUGCUACCUCUAUAAGUUUUAAAUUAAAAUGAUUGGGGUGCUCAAUUUCUCAUACUUUUUAUGAUAAUAAAUUUUUUUACUGAG